Messenger RNA from Malassezia globosa CBS 7966, 843 nucleotides. RefSeq lists its product as uncharacterized. NCBI's taxonomy places the organism in Eukaryota, Fungi, Basidiomycota, Malasseziomycetes, Malasseziales, Malasseziaceae. Gene Ontology annotation, biological process: superoxide metabolic process. The coding region runs from base 1 to 843 and encodes 280 amino acids. Gene Ontology annotation, molecular function: metal ion binding; superoxide dismutase activity. The transcript has a single exon. The record is from RefSeq and is a predicted model, not a curated record.
AUGCCAGCUGCACUGACGGAAGGGUGUGAUCCAUUCUUGUCAAAGAGGACAGUGCACCUUUUGUGGACGCAAUGGCAAGCUGGAUUGUUACAGCGCUUGAAUGAAGAGGUGAAAGGCACGCCCAAUGCGACGGAGUCUGUCGUCGAGACAGUGAUGAAUACAGCGCGUGACCGAGAAAAGAUCCUCAUGUUCAACUAUGCUUCGCUGGCACUCAACACGAGUUUUUUCCUCUCGAGUCUGGUGCCCCACGCUGCUCAGUCGGUGCAGGCAUACCCACAGCCAUCGACACACAUGGGUGCCGUUCCGACGUUCUACGGCAAGACACUUGCGACGGCAAUCGCAGACCAGUUUGGAUCGCUUCCGCAGCUCAAGCUGGCAGUCUCGUCAGCGGCUAUGGGCAUGGUCUCGAGUGGAUGGAUCUGGCUUGUGAAAGACGAUCAUGGACGCUUGGGCAUUGUCCCGACGUAUGGUGCAAGCACUGUGCUAGUGCACCAACGACGGCAGUGUGGACCGAGUGACCUUGUCACCACCGUGCAAGAUGGCCAGACGUCGAGCGAUGCCGCGACGCCAGCGACGACGCCAGCAUCGAAUGAGUCAACAAGCGCCACGACGCCAGCGCAAGAACUACGUGCAUCCGCACCGAAUCGUUUCGACAGCCUCUCCCGAAGCUCAGCAGCCGGUGCAAUUGGGCAUCAUUUAUACCCCUUGUUCUGCAUAAGCAUGUUUGAACAUGCAUGGCUGGGCGACUAUGGCUUUUGGGGCAAGGAACGUUACUUGACGCACUUUUGGGACUGUCUGCACUGGGAGCGUGUUGAGCGUCUUUGGGGCGACGAUCGUGCUUAG